GCCUGAUCGGAAGUGUAGUUCUUCUUCCGCAGCCUCUUUCAUGCUGAGCCUGUCAUUUCGACCACACGGACUACAACCUGUAUUGAUCCUGACUGAGAACCAUGGGGCCGACAGGUGAGGUGGUGUUCGGCAGCCCGGUGCCGGUCUCCUCUGAGAACCGUCUCCGCUGGGACCUGGGCCCGGAUCAGAUCCUCCAGCUGUCGGAGGAGCUCAUCUCCAGCACCAAGAAGGUUUACGACCAGGUCGGAGCUGUGGACCUGGACGCCGUCUCCGUGGACAACACCCUGAAAACACUGGCUGACGUGGAGGUGGAGUACACGGUCCAGAGGAACAUGUUGGACUUCCCGCAGCACGUGUCGUCCUGUAAGGACGUGCGAGCGGCGAGCACCGAGGCUGACAAGCGUCUGUCCGAGUUUGACGUGGAGAUGAGCAUGAGGGAGGACGUCUACCAGAGGAUUGUCGCUCUGGAGAAGAAGAUUGAUGCUGGAAGCCUGAGCUCGGAGUCGAAGCGCUACAUGGAGCGACUGAUCAAACUGGGGCGGAGGAACGGCCUCCACCUCCCCAAGGAGACGCAGGAGGAGAUCAAGAGCAUCAAGAAGAAGCUCAGCAACCUGUCCAUCGAUUUCAACAAGAACCUGAACGAGGACACCACCACCCUGAGCUUCACCAGAGACCAGCUGGGUGGCCUCCCGGAGGAUUUCCUCAGCUCCCUGGAGAAGGACGGAGAGAAGCUGAAGGUGACCCUGAAGUAUCCUCACUACUUCCCCACCAUGAAGAAAUGCUUCGUCCCAGAGACUCGACGGAAACUGGAGGAGGCCUUUAACUCCCGCUGCAAGGAGGAAAACUCGAGGAUCCUGAAGGAGCUGGUGCAGCUUCGGGCCCAGAAGAGUUCCCUCCUGGGUUUCUCCACCCACGCAGACUUCGUCCUGGAGAUGAACAUGGCCAAGUCCGGCAAGAUGGUGGCCGGCUUCCUGGAGGAGCUGUCCCGUAAGCUGAAGCCUCUGGGGGAAGAAGAGCGAGCCGUCAUCCUGCGGCUGAAGGAGAAGGAGUGCCAGAGCAGAGGUUUUCCUUUUGAUGGACAGCUUCACGCCUGGGACACGCGCUACUUCAUGACUCAGGUGGAGGAGACCCAGUACGCUGUGGACCAGAACCAGCUGAAGGAGUUCUUCCCCAUGGAGGUGGUGACCCAGGGUCUCCUGGACAUCUACCAGGACCUGCUGGGUCUGACCUUCGACCUGGUGGAGGGGGCUCCGGUCUGGCACCCUGACGUGGUCCUGUACGGCGUGAAGGACCGAAGCAGCGGCCGGACGGUCGGCCAGUUCUACCUGGACCUCUACCCCCGGGAGGGGAAGUAUGGCCACGCCGCCUGCUUCGGCCUCCAGCCCGGCUGCCUCCUCCCUGACGGCUCGCGCCAGAUGUCGGUGGCGGCCAUGGUGGCCAACUUCUCCAAACCCACGGCCGACGCUCCGUCGCUGCUGCAGCACGACGAGGUGGAGACGUACUUCCACGAGUUCGGCCACGUCAUGCACCAGCUCUGCGCCGAGGCCGACUACGCCAUGUUCAGCGGGACUCAUGUGGAGCGGGACUUCGUGGAGGCGCCGUCCCAGAUGCUGGAGAACUGGGUCUGGGAGAAGGAGCCUCUGAAGAGGAUGUCCAAGCACUACAAGAGCGGCAGCGCCAUCCCCGACGACCUGCUCGACAAACUCAUCAAGUCCCGGCUCGCCAACACCGGCCUCUUCAACCUGAGGCAGAUCGUUCUGGCCAAAGUGGAUCAAGCUCUUCACACCAGGACCGGAGUUGACCCGGCGGAGGAGUAUGGACGUCUCUGCCAGGACAUCCUGGGAAUCCCAGCGUCCUCAGGAACCAACAUGCCCGCGACCUUUGGCCACUUGGCCGGCGGCUACGAUGCUCAGUACUACGGUUACCUGUGGAGCGAGGUCUUCUCCAUGGACAUGUUCUACGCUCGCUUCAAACAGGAGGGAAUCAUGAACCCUAAGGUGGGUCUGGACUACAGGAAGUUCAUCCUGCGUCCCGGCGGCUCUGAGGACGCCUCUGAGAUGCUGAGGAAGUUUCUUGGCCGGGAACCCAAACAGGAAGCGUUCCUGCUGAGUAAAGGACUGACGGUGGAGCUGGACGCCAGCACCCCGUGUCCCUGCUGACCGACUCUGACCGACUCACACAUGGACUGAGGUUUUCUAGAAAACUACAAAACGUUACAGACAUGGGGGGGAACCUGGCUCCUGAAUAAAAUGAUCUGAGGUGAAUGAUGGAGUGUCUGAAAAAUUGUCAAUAAAGCUACAACAGACUUGGACCAGCCCUGUUCCUUUCAAAAUAAAAGAGUUGUCUCCAACAGUA
Messenger RNA from Mugil cephalus (flathead mullet), 2355 nucleotides. It is a transcript of the gene thop1, whose product is annotated as thimet oligopeptidase 1. Gene Ontology annotation, molecular function: metalloendopeptidase activity. The record is from RefSeq and is a predicted model, not a curated record. Lineage: Eukaryota; Metazoa; Chordata; Actinopteri; Mugiliformes; Mugilidae. Bases 102 to 2159 code for a protein of 685 amino acids. Gene Ontology annotation, biological process: proteolysis; peptide metabolic process. Gene Ontology annotation, cellular component: mitochondrial intermembrane space. The transcript is spliced from 14 exons.